GAGAGAGGAGUGUAGUUGUGUUGUGUACAUGCCCUGCUUUGUACCACUCCCUCUAAUCUCUCCAGCCCUCUGUCUGUGUUGUUUUUCCUCAGAGUUAGCCCAUGCGAGCAGCGUGUGGACUGAGUGCAGCUGUUUCGUUCAGAGCAGAGCCCAACAUGUGAGAAGAUGUCUGUUGGAGGUUGUGCUUGUCCCGGCUGUUCGUCAAAGUCAUUCAAGCUGUACUCUCCUAAGGAACCCCCCAACGGCGGCAGCUUUCCCCCCUUCCAUCCAGGCGCUAUGCUGGACAGAGAUGUUGGGCCUACACCCAUGUACCCCCCAUCAUACAUGGAGCCUGGAAUGGGGAGACCCACACCGUAUGGGAACCAGACAGAUUACCGGAUAUAUGAGCUGAACAAAAGGCUACAGAAUUGGACAGAGGAUUGUGACAAUCUCUGGUGGGAUGCCUUCACCACAGAGUUCUUUGAGGAUGACGCCAUGCUCACCAUCACAUUCUGUCUGGAAGAUGGACCAAAACGAUACACAAUCGGCAGGACGUUGAUUCCGCGAUACUUUCGAAGUAUUUUUGAGGGGGGCGCCACGGAGUUGUUCUAUGUGUUGAAACACCCAAAGGAGUCCUUCCACAGUAACUUUGUGUCUCUCGACUGUGACCAGUGCACCAUGGUGACCCAGAACGGCAAACCUAUGUUCACACAGGUGUGUGUGGAGGGCCGCCUGUACCUAGAGUUCAUGUUUGAUGACAUGAUGAGGAUCAAGACGUGGCACUUCAGCAUCAGACAACACCGAGAGGUCCUACCAAGGAGCAUUUUGGCUAUGCAUGAUCCCCAAAUGCUCGAUCAGCUGGCUAAAAAUAUCACCAGAUGUGGGCUAUCCAACUCCACGCUCAACUACCUCCGUCUAUGUGUGAUAUUGGAGCCCAUGCAAGAGUUGAUGUCAAGGCAUAAGACGUAUAGCUUGAGCCCCAGAGACUGCCUGAAGACCUGCCUCUUCCAAAAGUGGCAAAGAAUGGUAGCACCUCCAGCUGAGCCAGCCAGACAAGCUCCAAACAAGCGGCGGAAAAGGAAGGUGUCCGGUGGAAGCACCGUGAGCUCUGGCGGUGGCAGCAAUAACAACAGCAACAGCAAAAAGAAGAGUCCAGCCAACAGCUUUUCACUCUCCAGCCAGGUACCUGACCUGGUUGGAACAAAAACCUGUACAGUGCCGGAGCUUGAGGACCGGAGUUGAGAACCACUACGCUAAAUCUUAAACACACACACACACACAUCCAGACCAGUACACACACACACACACACACACACACACACACACUCUUACAUAUAUACACAUCCUCACAUUCAAAUACUCACUCACUCACCUACACCUACAGCAUAAAACAUUGAGGUACUGGAGAGAGGUGGUACGCAGCAUGUCUGGACCAGAGCACCAGAUGCUACAGAAGUGUUUUCAUUUUCUAUGUUUUAGACCUGUUUUGAAUUGUUUUUAUUUUUGUAAACAAUUUCUAAAAACUAAACAGACAAGCAAGCAAACAAAAACACCCCAGACUAUUCUUUGCACUGUUUUCCACUAUUAACUCCCAAUCUAUUUUUCUUAUGAAUUGACAGUGUAUUUUUUUUUCUAUUAUUGCUAAUGUAAGAAUUGUAAAACAUCUGAAACCUGCAGUAUAUUAAUGUAUACGUAUUGCUGUUAGAUCAUUCUUAUUGUGAUGGUAAUAACUUCCAUGUAAGUCUGUGCUUAAUAUAAUGUCACCUAUCUGUGUCAGCCAUCACACUGUCAUCAGGUCCAUUGGCUUCAGUGCUAGAAGGGAGAACUAGGCUAGUGUUUUAAUACUGUACUCCCAUCUUGUUUGAUGUGAGUCCAAAGCAGCACACUGGAAGCAUUUUCCCCACUAACAUCCAGCGCCUGGUUUGGAUCUGUUGACUUGUUAUUGCAGAACUGUUUGCUUUGUCUUGAAUCUCUAUCUGGGGGUCCUCUCUUCAGAGAACAUAACAGAAAACUUCUCAAAUUUGCUACUCAAAAAUAUUUUAAAAACAAGUUUUGACAGGAUUGUAAAAUAAGAAGAAAAAAAGACUUUUGUAUUAACUUAAGUUUCCCAGAAAUGUUUUUAAUCAAGAUUAAGAAAGCUGCAGACCAAGGAGCUACAUGUAAAGAUUCUUUAGAUAUUGAUUACACUGUGCUGUUUUAUGUUUUAUGACGAAUCAUUUUGUUGGCUUUACUCAUGUUUGUGUCUGUGCUUGUAUAUUUUUAGGUAGUCAUUUCUGUAAAAGUUAUUCAACGUAUCCCUCCCUAGAAUUAUGAGAAACUUAAUCUAAUGUAAAGAGAUGAAAAGCCCUCUUAAGUCUUUUUAAAUGUGAUAUUUUUAACAGUACAAUCACUGAUAAAAGAAUUUUGCCCUCAUUUUAGCAAACUGUAUUUAUUUUUAUAUGUACUGACAUUUCUGUUUAGGUCCAACCCACCUGUAUUAUACUCAUGAUGAUAUAUGGAGGAGUUAUUGGGGCUUCUGAGUCAGUUAAUGCUAAUACAGGUCAUUCCAUACUUGUGUUUUUUGACAUGGCACUCCCAGGUCAUUCUGGCCAGUUUAUCACUAUGGUCAAGUAUGUUGUCAUAUAAGAGAUGGCCAUUUUCUGCUCUUGGAGGUACCUGGUCUAUCUGAAAACCUAUCGGAUGCACUAAAAAACAAUAAAUAAUCAGAGAAAAGUCAUCCUUUUUUAUUUUUGUAAAGUUGCUCUAUUUUACGGCGAGUCAUCCUCUGAUUCUGGGAAUGUUCCACAAUGGAGCAACUUUUAGUGCAUUUUGAUCAAAUUUACCUAAACCUUCAAUGAUUUUUGUGGUUUUUGUCUUGAAAUGUAUGUGAUGGAUGUUUUUUCAGAUACAUUUCAAAUCUGUACCUGGAAAGUGGAUAUUUCAUUAAUGGUAAUAUGCUGCUGACCAUUGACAUUAAAUCUUGUCGUAGGGGGAAAAAAAGACUCACUGGGCUUGACCUUUUAGCUGCUGUGUCAGGGUUUUCUGUUUACGUACAUAUGAUGUAAAGUGUUGCCUAACUAGUGGGCUUCAGCAUCACCCAACAGCUGAUAGCUAUUUUUAAAGUAAUGUGCAGACUCGCCCAGUAGGGGUCUCCCAGAGCACCAGGACAGACUGAGCAGCCUGUCAGAAAUUCUCCGUUAUUAUAUCUGCGGGAUAUGCCAUCUGUAAAACCACACAGAGUCUUUAGCACCACUAGUCUACUUUUGUGGUCUAUCUACUAAGCAGGCUGACAGAAUUGAAUCUAAGGGGAACUUUUCAUCACCCUGUGUUUCCCAAGUUGACAUAAUUUAGGGAAUAAGGGUUUGUGAUAUGUGAGAUGGAGCUGAAAUGGCCAUUCACCCAUAGCUGGCUCCUGUAGCACCUCACCAUACGGGUGCUUUUAUAUCUAUAUAUUUUUUGCCAGUUUUCUGUCAUUGAUAAUUCAUGUAUGGCAUCAAUAAAUUGAAUUUUCACUGAAAA
Perca flavescens (yellow perch) is the source of this 3477-nucleotide messenger RNA. It is a transcript of the gene ldb1a, whose product is annotated as LIM domain binding 1a. The record is from RefSeq and is a predicted model, not a curated record. The coding region runs from base 166 to 1221 and encodes 351 amino acids. NCBI's taxonomy places the organism in Eukaryota, Metazoa, Chordata, Actinopteri, Perciformes, Percidae. The transcript has 11 exons.